UAAAAGGAACAGGCUGUGGGAAUGACAGAGCAAGAGCUGGAAACAAACAUCAGUGAAGAAUGAAGGCUUUAGUAUGUAUACUGCUGCUGUUGGAAACCUUUGUGUUUGUCGUUCAGCAGCAGGUAGAUGGAGGACUCAAUGAGAAUGAGAUCAGUCAACAGAUCAGCUCUGAGGACGGAAGACAGAAUCCACCUCAAACAGACACUUUGAGAGCUGAAGCUUCAACUGACGGCCAACAAUCCUGCCAUCUGUGCUUCCCUGACAUCCAUGCAGCACUGAGAGAACUGACCGCCACCGUUACAGAGCAGAAAGAAAAGAACAGAGAACUGACCGCCGCCGUUACAGAGCAGAAAGAAAACAUCAGAGAACUGACCGCCACCGUUACAGAGCAGAAAGAAAACAUCCGAGAACUGACCGCUGCGGAUACAGAACAGAAAGAAAACAUCAGAGCUUUAGAGACACAACUGAGGGAACAACAGACGUUUAUCCUGGAAGAGCUGAACAAGAAAAAUGAUGAAAUGUCAAAUCUUACUCUGAGUCAAGUGGAGGAGUUGAAAAAGGAAAAUAGAGACAGAGAAAUAGCUUUUUCAGCUGCACUGUGGGAAUCUGGCUUUGCAUAUGUUGGUCCUUUUACCACUGAAAUCACACUAACCUACAGGAACGUCAUCACAAACAUAGGGAACGCCUACAACCCAGUUACAGGUAUUUUCACAGCCCCACUGAAAGGAGCGUACAUGUUCAGAGUCUCUGUAUAUGGUCAUGGUGGAACUCCAUCAACUGCAUCCAUUUAUAAGAAUGAAGAGCACAUGGUUGUAGCCCAUGAUGUUCAGGCUCAGGAUAAUGAUCGGUUAAACUCCUCAAAUGGAGUUGUGUUGAUCCUGGAGGUUGGAGAUGUUGUAUAUGUGAGACUUGGUUCUGGCAAGAGGAUAGCAGAUAACGGGAAUAACCACAACACUUUCAGUGGUUUCCUACUGUUUCCCUUAAGAGAACAAGAGCUUUGUAGAAUGUGAUUCCAAUAAUUCUGAACCUUCAACAUACGAUUUAAGAUGAAAAUCAUGAAUCUUAAACAUAUGAAUGUUUUGAUCCUUGAUCUGUAUCUCUUUAUCCUACAUAAAUAAAUGGGAGAAUAAAAAAACAUUGUGGCAUU
Messenger RNA from Megalobrama amblycephala (Wuchang bream), 1147 nucleotides. RefSeq lists its product as uncharacterized. Gene Ontology annotation, molecular function: protein binding. The record is from RefSeq and is a predicted model, not a curated record. Bases 60 to 1010 code for a protein of 316 amino acids. Lineage: Eukaryota; Metazoa; Chordata; Actinopteri; Cypriniformes; Xenocyprididae. The transcript has 4 exons.